GCUUUGAUAAUGUAAUAUUACUAAUAUAUUGAUUAGCACGCACUUCGAGAACUGAUUGGUGAUCUCAUCUGUUUAUAUUGUUCUGGGAUUGAAACAGAAACAGACAUUCCUUUUCAGUUUCACAGUCAUGGAGGUGUCUUUGCAAGCUCAUAGGCCACUCAGUUGCAGAACUGUGUUCCAAGACAGAAGAACCAAUCUCAAUCUCAAGCUCAAACCAGUUACUGGGUUUUGUCCUCAUGGAAGAUAUUCUUCAUGGUUCAAAGGGGACCUGACAAGUGGGGUUUCAUGUAAAAUUACUGCCAGUUCAGCUGAUUUUUCUAGGAGGAGACAGAGAAAAGUGUCGAGUUCAAGGCCUAAUGGCCCUGGUCCAAAGGCAAUAGUUCCCAAAACUCCAGUAGAGACUAACAUCCCGAAAACAAAUCAAAGAAAUACUGGAGACAAAAAGGGUAUGGUGUCUUCUACAGCCAGUGUAACUGGGCCGAAAGUUGAUGUAAAGAGAAUUGAUGAAACUAGUCGUAAAGUUGAGGAUUCUUCAUCACUUAGCAAAACAUCAGCUAUAGGUAGAAGCAUUCAAGAGGUAGAGAAUGGGAGUACAUAUAAAGGCAUUACUAUUGAUAAGAAAUUAUCUGAUGAAGCUUCUUUGAAGUUGAAGUUGGAGAUGGAAGAAAAACAACGUAUGCAGGAGAUUGAGAUGUUAGCUGAGGAAAACUUCUCAAAAGGGAACAAGCUAUUUGUCUAUCCUCAAGUGGUGAAACCUGAUCAACAUAUAGAAGUGUUUCUAAAUAGAAGUCUUUCCACCCUAAACAGUGAAGAUGAGGUAGUCAUGAUGGGGGCCUUUAAUGAAUGGCGCUGGAAAUCUUUUACCUUUCGGUUGAUCAGAACAAAUCUCAAAGGGGAUUGGUGGUCUUGUCAAUUUCACGUACCUGUCGAAGCAUAUAAGAUAGAUUUUGUAUUCUUCAAUGGAAAAGACGUCUAUGACAAUAAUGAUGAGAAGGAUUUCUGCAUAGAUAUAGAAAGUGGAAUGGACGCCUUUGCAUUUGAAGAUUUCUUACUUGAGGAGAAGUGUAAAGAACUCAAGAAACUUGCAGAGGAGCAAGCUGAGAGGGAAAGGCAAGCGGAAGAGCAGAGGCGAAUCGAAGCAGAGAGGGCAGCAAGAGAAGCUGACAGAGCAGAGGCAAAGGCAGAGAUUGAUAGGAGACGGAAAUUGGUGCAAGAAUUGACAAAAAAGGCAGUAAGGUCUGUUCCGGAUGUUUGGUACAUAGAACCUAGUAAGUUUAAAGGUGAGGACUUGGUUAGGUUGUAUUAUAACCGAAGCUCAGGUCCUCUUGCUAAUGCUAAGGAACUAUGGGUUCAUGGGGGACAUAAUGGUUGGAGUGCUGGCUUAUCAAUUAUUGAAAGUCUUGUUAGGUCUGAGGAAAAGGAAGGUGACUGGUGGUAUGCCAAAGUUAUUGUACCUGAGCAAGCUGUUGUAUUGGAUUGGGUGUUUGCUGAUGGACCACCUCAGAAUGCCACUGUAUAUGAUAACAACCAUCGCCAUGAUUUCCAUGCUAUUGUUCCGAAGUCCAUUCCUGAGGAACAAUAUUGGGUUGAAGAAGAACACCAGAUCUGUAGGAAACUCCAGGAGGAGAGGAGAUUAAGGGAGGAAGCCUUAUGUGCCAAGGCCAAGAAAACUGCAGUUAUGAAAGCAGAAAUGAAGGAACGAACUAUGAGAAGGUACCUGCUGUCUCAAAAGCAUAUAGUCUACACUGAGCCUCUUGAUGUCCAAGCCGGAAGCAUGGCGACUAUUUUCAACAAUCCUGCCAAUACUGUUCUGAAUGGAAAGCCUGAGGUUUGGUUCAGAUGCUCCUUUAACCAUUGGGCCCACCACAGUGGUCCCCUGCCACCACAGAAAAUGGUUCCUGCAGAGAAUGGUACCCAUGUCAAAGCCACUGUUAUGGUUCCACAAGAUGCAUACGUGAUGGACUUUGUCUUUUCUGAGAGUGAAGAAGGUGGACUUUUUGACAACAAGAAUGGAAUGGAUUAUCACAUUCCAGUGUUUGGAGGAGUUUCAAAGGAGUCACCAAUGCACAUUGUGCAUAUUACUGUUGAAAUGGCACCAAUUGCAAAGGUCGGAGGCCUUGGUGACGUGGUUACCAGUCUAUCUCGAGCUGUGCAGGACUUAAAUCACCAUGUCGAUGUCAUUCUUCCCAAGUAUGAUUGCCUGAACCUUAGCAAUGUUAAUGAAUUCCAGUAUAACAGAAGCUUCUCUUGGGGUGGUACUGAAAUCAAAGUUUGGUUUGGGAAAGUGGAAGGAGUUUCAGUCUACUUCCUGGAACCUCAAAAUGGACUGUUUUAUACAGGUUGUAUAUAUGGUUGUAAGAAUGAUGCAGAGAGAUUUGGUUUCUUUUGCCAUGCCGCUCUAGAAUAUCUACUCCAAAGUGGAUCCCAUCCUGAUAUCAUUCAUUGCCAUGAUUGGUCUAGUGCACCUGUUGCCUGGUUAUAUAAAGAUCACUACGUUCAUUAUGGUCUUAGUAAAGCUCGCAUCGUCUUCACAAUUCAUAAUCUUGAAUUUGGAGCGCACUAUAUUGGAAAAGCUGUGGCAUACUCAGACAAGUCCACUACUGUAUCACAAACAUAUUCUAAGGAGAUUGCUAGAAAUCCUGCAGUAGCUCCACACCUUUAUAAGUUCCAUGGCAUACUAAAUGGAAUUGACCAAGAUAUAUGGGACCCGUACAAUGAUGCAUUCCUACCUAUAUCAUAUACUUCUGAAAAUGUCGUUGAAGGCAAACAAGCUGCAAAGGAAGCCUUGCAACAAAGGCUUGGUCUGAAAACAGCAGAUCUCCCGGUAGUAGGUAUUAUUACUCGUUUAACUCAGCAGAAAGGAAUCCAUCUUAUCAAGCAUGCAAUAUGGCGUACCUUGGAACGCAAUGGACAGGUUGUAUUACUUGGUUCAGCUCCAGAUCCUCGUAUUCAAAAUGAGUUUGUGAAUUUAGCCAAUCAAUUACAUUCUUCUCAUGGUGAUCGUGCUCGUCUUUGUUUGACUUAUGAUGAGCCACUCUCACAUUUGAUAUACGCUGGUUCUGAUUUCAUCCUAGUUCCUUCAAUAUUCGAGCCGUGUGGACUGACCCAACUUGUAGCAAUGAGAUACGGGUCCAUACCUGUUGUUCGAAAAACUGGAGGGCUCUAUGACACUGUAUUUGAUGUUGACCAUGAUAAAGAGAGAGCCGAGGCACAGGGCCUUGAACCAAAUGGGUUCAGUUUUGACGGAGCUGAUGCUGCAGGUGUUGAUUAUGCUCUAAAUAGAGCUAUAACUGCCUGGUAUGGUGGUCGGGAUUGGUUCAACUCGUUGUGCAAGAUAGUGAUGGAGCAAGAUUGGUCUUGGAAUCGGCCAGCUCUCGAUUAUAUGGAGCUAUAUCACGCAGCUCGGAAGUGAAGAAUAGAAACUUGAAACUGCAGGAUAGUAUUGUACAGGUUAUACUGUAGAUUAUUUUUCUGUUUCAACAGCUUACCUAGCUGCAUAUAGUUCCACCACAGUGAAAUAAUGCUAAAAGAUGUCUUGUAGAGCUGACAAAUGGUUCAUUCAAAGUUCCAAACCAUGUUUUCUGUUGAAUAUGUUAAUAUGACAUCAGUUGUACAGCAUUCUCUA
Molecule: messenger RNA, 3625 nt
Organism: Argentina anserina (silverweed cinquefoil)
Lineage: Eukaryota; Viridiplantae; Streptophyta; Magnoliopsida; Rosales; Rosaceae
Product: starch synthase 3, chloroplastic/amyloplastic
Exons: 16
Coding region: 128-3412 (1094 amino acids)
Molecular function (GO): starch binding; alpha-1,4-glucan glucosyltransferase (UDP-glucose donor) activity
Source: RefSeq, a predicted model, not a curated record